Manihot esculenta (cassava) is the source of this 663-nucleotide messenger RNA. RefSeq lists its product as uncharacterized. Bases 1 to 663 code for a protein of 220 amino acids. NCBI's taxonomy places the organism in Eukaryota, Viridiplantae, Streptophyta, Magnoliopsida, Malpighiales, Euphorbiaceae. The transcript has a single exon. The record is from RefSeq and is a predicted model, not a curated record.
AUGGAACCAAGUCCAACACUCGUAGCCCAGAAACUCUCUAACAUGAUACGAGUAGCUUUCUUAGUGAUCCAAAAUGGUAUCUCUAAGACCAAGUUCAUGCUUCAUCUCCACCUCAUUAUAAAACGUGGGAAGAUCUUAGCAAAGGCCUUGAAUGAUCUCUUGCUAGAGCAUGAAACUUCUCUAAGCUGUCGCUCACAUGACUUGCACAUGUCAUUUGUGUCUCCUGCUGUGGCUGUUGGCUGUAGACCACAAGACGUGCAUAUGUCAUUUGUAUCUCCUCGAGACUACGAAUUCAGUUGCAGUAGCACUCCAAGUUAUCGACCCUACAGGCGCAGAACCCAUUAUAAUCACCGCAAAGACAAGGGAUAUUACGGAGACACACGCUACCACGCGCCACCGCAUGCAUGGAAUGAUGUGGAGUCAGAGACUGGAGAUGUGACGGAGGCGUCUGUUAAUAAUUUGGUGGGUAGGGGAUUUGGGUGGAGCCCGGUGGUGAGAGAGGUAAGGAUAACAGAUUCGCCAUUCUCUGUAAGAGAUUCUGGUGAUCGUGAAGAUUGUCCGGUGGACAAAGAAGCUGAGAAAUUUAUCGAGAGGUUUUACAAGGAGUUGAGGGUACAGAAGCGGAUGGCUGCACGUGAAGCAGCUAAUAGAAACAUGAUUUGA